GGCUGGGAGGGGCCCGCGCACGCGGCGUAGGCAGUGGCGGCGGGAGCGUGAGGGGAGAGCGGCUGAUCGAGGGUUCCAGCCCCCCCUAAUCCUGCCUGUCCCCACAGAGGGUCCUGGCUAUGGCGGUGCAGGACCCCCGCCCCAACCACACUAUCUACAUCAACAACCUCAACGAGAAGAUCAAGAAGGAUGAGCUGAAGAAGUCUCUCUACGCCAUCUUCUCCCAGUUUGGGCAGAUUUUGGACAUUUUGGUGUCACGCAGUCUCCGCAUGCGGGGCCAGGCCUUUGUCAUCUUCAAGGAGAUGAGCAGUGCCACCAAUGCCCUGCGCUCCAUGCAGGGCUUCCCCUUCUAUGACAAACCCAUGAGGAUUCAGUAUGCCAAGACGGACUCGGACAUCAUUGCCAAGAUGAAGGGAACAUUCGUGGAGCGGGAACGGGACCGGGAGCGGGACCGGGAACGGAAACGGGACAAGCGCAAGGCCAAGGGCGGGGACGCGCCCGGCCCCAAAAAGGGCACUGGGGCACAGGGGGCACAGGGCACAGUGCCUGGGAUGCCGCCACUGGCACAGCCGCCCCGGAUGCUGCCACACCUGGGGGGGCAGCCACCCUACAUCCCCCCACCGGGCAUGAUCCCACCCCCGGGAAUGGCCCCAAACACCGGGAUCCCCCCAGGAAUGGCCCCAAAUCCUGGAAUGGCCCCCAUGCCCACCCCACAGCCUCUGUCGGAGAACCCCCCGAACCACAUCCUAUUCCUGACCAACCUCCCCGAGGAGACCAACGAGCUGAUGCUGUCCAUGCUCUUCAACCAGUUCCCAGGGUUCAAGGAGGUGCGCCUGGUGCCUGGGCGCCACGACAUCGCCUUCGUGGAAUUCGACACCGAGGUGCAGGCGGGUGCUGCCCGUGAGGCCCUGCAGGGCUUCAAGAUCACCCAGAGCAACGCCAUGAAAAUCUCCUUCGCCAAAAAGUGACGCCAAAAUCCGCCCAAACACCCCUAAACCCAAAAAAAAAGGGCUUGGAAUACCCCAACAUCCCAGAGUAACGCCCCAAAAUCCCAAAGAAAUGGCUCAGACAUCCCCCAAAUACCCCCAAACUGCCCCAAAACACCCCAAAAUCCCAGAGAAACUGCUCAAAACCACCCAAAACACCCCAUAUCCCUUCAAGCUGCCCCAAAAUCAAGUAGAAACACCACCAAAUCCCUCCAAACCACCCUAAAAUCCCUCCAAACCUCCCCAAAAUCCCUCAAAGCUGCCCCCAAAUAUUCCAGAAUAGCUCAAAACCAGCCCAAAACACCAAAAAUCCCAGAAAUCCCAAAUCCCAUAGAAACACCCCAGAAUCCUCAAAAAGUGCCCCAAAAGUGGUCCUGACCCUGCCCCAAACCUCCCAUCUGCCCCGACUCCCCCAGGUAAGUUCAGCUCGGCCCAAAUCCUCCAUUUUUUAUCCCAAAUCCUCCUUUUUUAUCUGAAAUCCUUUUUUUAUCCCAGAUCCUCCUUUUUCAAACCCCAAAAUCCUUCUUUGUGCACCCUAAAUGUCUUUUUAGACCCCAAAUUCUCCUUUUCACACCCCAAAUCUUUUGUGCAUCCCAAAUCCCUUUUCCCACCCCAAAAUCUCCUUUUUCAACCCCAAAUCCCCUUUUCCCACCAAAAUCCUGAUCUCAAAUCCUCAAUCCCCACCCUAAAUCCCCUUUUCAUCUCCCAAAUCUCCUUUUCCAUUCCAAAAUUUCAUUUUUCCAUCCCAAAUCCUUCUCCUUUCACCCCAAAAAUCUCAUUUUUCCACCCCAAAUCCCCUUUCUAGUGUUCCCCGUGUGUUUUUAGGUUCCCCAGGGGUUUGGGGGGCUUUUUCCACCCCCAGCAUUGUACCCAGGGUCUCUGCAGACAUUGCACCUGGAGCUGCCCCCACCCCAAAUAAAUUACAAAUCAACCUCAAACCCCUUUUUUGGGGUUCCCCAUGAGUUUUUGGGUUUUUUCCUAGCAUUGUACCCAGGGUCUCUGCAGACAUUGCACCUGGAGCUGCCCCCACCCCAAAUAAACCCAAAAUGAACCCUGC
This is a messenger RNA of Oenanthe melanoleuca, 2043 nucleotides long. It is a transcript of the gene SNRPA, whose product is annotated as small nuclear ribonucleoprotein polypeptide A. Gene Ontology annotation, molecular function: U1 snRNA binding. Gene Ontology annotation, biological process: mRNA splicing, via spliceosome. The transcript is spliced from 7 exons. NCBI's taxonomy places the organism in Eukaryota, Metazoa, Chordata, Aves, Passeriformes, Muscicapidae. Gene Ontology annotation, cellular component: U1 snRNP. The record is from RefSeq and is a predicted model, not a curated record. The coding region runs from base 120 to 968 and encodes 282 amino acids.